Patiria miniata (bat star) is the source of this 1269-nucleotide messenger RNA. Its product is annotated as eukaryotic translation initiation factor 4 gamma-like. NCBI's taxonomy places the organism in Eukaryota, Metazoa, Echinodermata, Asteroidea, Valvatida, Asterinidae. The transcript is spliced from 5 exons. The coding region runs from base 1 to 1269 and encodes 422 amino acids. The record is from RefSeq and is a predicted model, not a curated record.
AUGACUGGCCAAGUAGGCAAGUGUUUCGCUCCAGUCUUGUGCGUCCUCAUUAUGUGUAGUUUUUCGAGCGGCGACAGAAAACUCCGGCAACACCAGUUUAUGAUGCAGGCGAGCACCAGGCUGGCGGGGAGCGCUUUUCGCGAGAAAUCGGUGGUCAAUUCGGCCGUACGAUGCUCGGCUCUCUGUGCCAAGCAAUCCCGCUGCGUCUCGUUCAAUUACGCGAAGGGCCUGGGCCUAUGUGAGAUGAACCGGAACUCGAGCCGUAACCACCCGGACAAGUUGCAACAGGAUGCCCGCUUCAAGUACUACGAAAUCAUGAAUCGAGUUGAAAGUGAAACCCAGCAUACUGAAGCAACAAAUUCUCACAGCGAGGAAUCGACACUGUCAACCAAAGAGCCAAAGAAGAAGACAAAGGAACCAACUCCUACCAAAGUUCCGUCAAGCACACCGGAACCAACAUAUACGGUACCAACUACUACGGUGUCCACUACACAGGUACCAACUGCUAAGGGGCAAACUACUGCGGUUUUCACCACACAAAAACCAAUAACUAAGGCAGCGACUUCAAUUGAACCUAAAACGAAUGAACCGAUUUCACAAACGCAAACUACUGAGGAACCGACUACAAUGGUUCCUACUUCGAAAAAACCAACUACUGAGGAACCAACUACUGAGGAACCAACUUCUGAGGAACCAACUACCAUGGAACCUACCACGGAACCAGUAACCACGGAAUCUACUACACAGAAACAUGUGGUAUCUACACAAGAACUUACCACUGCCUCACCUACUUCGAAGGAAGAAACCACGGAACCUGCAACUACUGGAGAACCAACUACUCAGGUUUCUUUCACGACAAUCGUUCCAGAUCCUAUCUUGCAAUCCUGCUCGGCGCUCAAAGAGCAUGGGCACACAUCCGACGGCUCUUACCUGAUUGAUCCCGACGGGGAAAACAACGGUGAAGAAGCGUUUCAGGUGCACUGCUCAGAAAUGACGAGUAUUGGACUGACUACUGUUGAGCACCCUGACUCCGAAGAGGUAAAGAGGGUGACAUCUGACCCCUACGAUGUUACUAUUGCGUAUUACGCCAAUGCCAAUCAGACCAAGGCACUCAUCGAUAUCUCCAGCGGCUGCCGUCAACACCUAAAUGCUGAAUGUAGGAACGCUCAUCUGUGGAUGGGCGAGACGCAGCUGGCUUGGUGGGUGGCUAGAGACGGGACCCGGAUGCCUAACUGGGGCGGGGCAGCGAGGCUGCAAGUGCCACCGUGA